Molecule: messenger RNA, 822 nt
Organism: Ustilago hordei
Lineage: Eukaryota; Fungi; Basidiomycota; Ustilaginomycetes; Ustilaginales; Ustilaginaceae
Exons: 1
Coding region: 1-822 (273 amino acids)
Molecular function (GO): nucleic acid binding
Source: RefSeq, a predicted model, not a curated record
AUGGAACAAGCAGUUAGCAUCACCACUGCUGAUGGCAGACAACUCUCAGCAACCAAGAUGGGAGGAAUGGUCAACCUCUUGAGCUUUAGUCCCAAGAUGCAGCAGCAGGAGCAGAUGAUGUAUCAGAACUGCCUCCUUGUCUCUAAUCUCAUGACAAACUCCAUUGGCACCAAAUCAGUCACACAUGCUCAGGGUAAAGUAACCUUCAAAAAUGAACUUGCCACUGUCCAAGACAAACAUGGUCAUGCUAUCCAAGUGCUGACAGCUGGAAAUGGUUACCCUGCUGUUGCCAUGAUCAUAUGGGACAACAGCAUGCCUGAGCCAGCUAUCUACUUUGCCUUCACAGCUGAGACAAUGGACCCUGGGCAACAAUGCUGGACCUGCAACAAGGCUGCCCUAUGGCAUUGUAGACUGGGCCAUGCUAGUCAUGAUGUGACCCUAUGCAAGCAAAUGGUCACCCUUGCCCAUGACAUCCCCUUGCCUCCACCCACUCAGCCUGGCAUACUCUGCAACAUCUGCAUACAAAGCAAAGCCACCACAAGGAUGCCAGCUCACCCUAGACAAGUCAAGGCACCACUUGAGCUAGCUUUGAUGGAUGUAAUGGCCCCCUUGCAUGGUGUGACCAAGUUCACCUAUGUCCUGAUCAUCCAUGAUGCUUACUCUAGUAUGAUCUGGGUGCAGGACCUCACAAACAAGAGUCAAGCAUCCCAAGAAGCAGUGUGGUGGUUCUCCGAAAUUCGUGACACCAUGCGUCAAAUACCCUCAGAGGUGUGUCAUGGGCCUGGAUGCACAGGAAGAAGGAAGAUCCAUCAAGUCAUAUGA